AUGGGUGCUGCCAUCCCCACCAUCCCGGUGCCUAGGAGCCGUGGCUGCUGGCGAGUGCACCUCAACAGCCUGUGGUCCGUGUGGUACGGCCUGUGCGCAGCCGCUCUGCAAGGCUACAUAGCGGCACGUGCCGCUCGCCGCUUGCUGCUGCGCUCAGAGCCGCCCUGGCCGGAGCUCCACGUCUGCCUCGCGCUCGUCGCUUCCUCGGCCGUGCUGCUGCCCUGUUUCCUGGUCGCAGCGCUGUUCAAGGUCGGCAACCUCGCCAACGACGGCUUCAAGCUGGGGCGCCAUCUGUCAGCCUGCACGGCCGACCCACCAGGCCCCGCCGCCGGGGGCGCUGGGGGCGGCGGCAUAGUCCGCGGGCUCUGGCGGCACGGCGGCCCCACGGCGCCCUUCCUGCACCUCGCCGCCGCCUUCUGCCUGCUGCUGCCACGCCUGCUGCUGGAGGCCCGCCUGGUGCAUGCAGGUCUACUGCCCAAAGAAGCCAUCUGGAGGACGGACCUGGACUUCAUGGUGGUGCACCACGACCGGCUCGUGGUGCUGAGCUUCGUGACCUCGCCGGGCGGCAACGCCACCGACCUGCUGCCCACCCCCCUGCCCCUCGCGAGCUCGACGGCGGCGGCGGCGGCGGCCGGGGGCGGCGGCGACGAGGCUCCGUGGGGGCCCGUGUCCGCCGAGUUCCUCAACUACGCGCUGGCGCUGCUCGUGUACGCCGUGCGCUACCCGGCCGUCUUCUGGAACACCAACAAGGGCUUCGGGCUGCUCUUCUCCUUCCAGCUGCUCGCGAACGGCCUGCAGAGCCUGCUGUCCUUCGCCGGCAUGUGCGUGCUCUACAAGGUGCAGGUGUACGGGCCCGCCGAGGCGCUGCCGCUGCUGCCGCGGCGCGCGGAGUCCCCGCUGCUGCUCAACACGCAAGUCAGCCUCGCGCUCUACGUGCUGUCCAGCGUGCUGGUGCUGGCCUCCAGCCUCGUGCUCUACCUCUACGGCUACGGCAGGUUGACCGCGUUCCUGAACCAGGAGCGGGAACGGCGAGUGAUCGUGCUGCGCGAGCGACGGCGCGGCGGCUGGGGCUACUUCACGCACUGCGCGGCGCUGUGCGUGCUGCUCGCCAUCGCGCUCUGCAACGCGCCGCUGCUCUACGACUACACCGUCGUGUACAGGGCCAGCCUGGACGGGGCCGUCCUGGCGUGCGUGAUCGGCGGCAUCCUGCACCUGUUCCUGUGGGUGGUGGUGUGGCUGCUGCUGACCAUCAAGCAGCGCUGGACCUUCAAGCUGCGCGUGACGGUGGGCCGCGCCGCCGUCAAGUCGGCGCGCUCCGUCAAGCUGGUCACGGACGUGGACCUGGCGUCGGGCCGCCAGGGGCCGGACGACGCCGGCGCCGCCGUGCCCUUGCUCGUCGUGGGCAACGGCCGCACCUACACCAUCUCGGAGGUGUCGCCGAAGAAGGCCAUCAUGGGCGUCAUCCAGAAGGCGGCCUUGGACAGGAAGGCGAGGGCCGCUCAAGGCGGGAGUGGGGUUAGCUCCAUGGACGAAGGAGACGAGCAGAUAUACUGGCUGCGACCGAAGCCAAUCAGCCCCAAGACCUCGCCCGUCACCACGUCUGACCGCGGCACGUGGCUUAACCGCAAACUUGGGGGCGCCAAGCACAAGGUUACGUUCGACGACUCUCUCAACGGUCCGACCAACCGGAGCUUGUGCGCGUACAAGAAGGGCAAGUCGCUGCUGGCCAGGCCGGGGAGCAGGGGCAAGGGGAAGGCCCAGCGCGGCGGCCUGGAGCAGCUGUCCGAGUCAGAGGAGGACGACGGCGACUACGCGACGCUGCGCGAGAUCCCGCCCGGCGAGAACAGCGAGGACACCAUCUCCGAGGAGAACAAACUGCUGGACACGGCCUUGCAGGACGAUGCAGUCACCUACGCCCGCACCAACCGUGAUCUCAACCCUGGUGACUACGAAGAACCUACCCCCCUUGUCACCCCUGAGCCAAACGAUGAGGAGCUCCCCCCUCCGCCCACCCCAGUCGCCGGCCCAGUCACUGUCCACAACUCUACUGCCAUCACUGAGCAGAACCAGCUGCAGAGCACAGCCACUCCACGCUGCCUGAGGCGAGCGGACUCGGGGAUGCCUCACGAUGAGCUGACGCCACGCUCUGGCUCGGUCAGCACGGAGAGCUCUGCGUCCGGGGGCUCGCCGCCGUGCGGCAACCACAGCGAGACGUCCAGCGGCGUUCACUCCAACUCCAGCUCCGACAACCACGGCCAGGGGCGGGGGGAGGCGGCCACGGCCAGACGGUCGACUAGCGUGGACGACCUCACCGCAUCACUCGACCCCGUGGCCAGGACGCAGCCCCAGUGGCGCAGCUGCUCACUGCAGCGCAACGUGCUGCCUCCCACGGCUGUGUCCCUGCCCCGCGUGGUCCCCAAAAAUGGCGAUUCUGGUGGCGGGAGCAACCCUGCGCUCGUGCAGCCCAUCUACGCCUUUGGCGCCGUCCACUCGCAACGGUACGUGUCGCACAUUGCGUCCCCUGCCAACUGCCCCGUCGUCCCCAGCGGCAGCACGGGGGACAUGGGCAGCCAUCCGGCCGUGCUGCUGGAGAGCACGGCCGAGAGCACGGUCGUCAUCAGGAGGAAGCAGCCACGGGCAAAGGAUCCUGACGGUGCAGAAACGCCGCUGGUGAAAGACGAACCCUUCGGACGCUCCACGAACAUGCGCAUGACGUCAUUCACCGACUGUCCCGAUGGCUCGCGGCCAGGCGCGUCGUCGUCCGCGACCCUCCCGCACUAUCCCACCCAGCCCAUCGCAGUGGCGACCAUCUACCCGCACUGCUCCACCAUGCCACUGCCGAGCAGCGGCAACGUGCCGGUGAACCACCCUGCCACCACGGGCUCCGGGAGCUGCCACUCGUUUCCGCGCCCGCACACCACCAUCCCCACUCACCACAACGGCAUACGGCUGUUCAACGGCCCCAACCCCUUCGUUAAGCGGUUCCCCAUCUACCACCACCACCAAGCGCUGAGCAACGGUCGGCCCCCGCAGGUGGUGGUCGGGCCUUAUGGGACCAUGCCCGUGAACGCCACCCCUGGGGUGGAUACCGUUCGAAGCAGUAGCCUGACCGGCCACCACACGUUCCCGCACAUGGUAGCCGGCAUGAAGUACAGUCCGCAGCAUCUCUCCAGCAAGCAGGACCGAGACUCUGCCAACUUCUCCAUGGCAUCUAGCGGUGACUCGGACCAGUAUCUGCCCCACACGUGAGCCGGAGAAUAUAAUUUUGUUUCAAAAUGCAAACCAUUAUUCUGUCUUUCUGAGCUUUCAAAAUCCCUCUGUACCUUUACGAUGUCACCUUUAGUGUGCUGCAAAGUUUUACAUUUAUAAAUACUGCUGUAAAUGGGUAAAACAAAUGACAUUCCUGAGGGGAAAUGUACACACACAGACUGCAUGUGCACACAACCACAAUGGGGCAUAAAUAAUGUGUUGAGUGUUUAACAUAAUUAUUUAAUGAUUGUGAAAUAUACGAGAUUGUUUUGAAGUGCCGCUACAGAGAAGAACUUUAGAUGCAAGUUUGAAAGUUAAAUAAAUGACUUGUCAAAAAUAUUUGUGUAUCAAAUUGUGUGCAUUGUACCUGCAGUUUUUUUUAUGUAACUGAAACACAAGCCAAUGAAAGAAAACACAAUACAUACAUAUUAAUGAAAGCAGCUACAGAUUUUUGAUGUGUAAACAUCUUAGCUUUAGGUAUUCGGCAUUUGGUAGGAGUACUUUUGUGAAAAUGGAAUGUACUUAAAUGAACAUAAAUGUGUCACAAAGAUGAUGGACCCACCAGUAGCAACAUAAACCUGUAUAUAAUUAUUUUCGUAAAUAUUAGGGGUCAUACCAAACAUAUUUUUGUGCCAAAUGAAACCCAGUGAUAGUGAACUACUCUGGAAUAUAUUUGGUGAACUAAAAUAGUCAUAUUAAAUAUUAAUCUCAAACUUUCAAAGAAUACUAUAGCAUUACAGUCAUUAAAAUACUUUUUUUUUUCUUAAUUCCCCAUUGACUUAAUAGCACAGCGGUCGAGCAUAUGCUUGUUAACUUAAAGUUAUGUGUUUCAAAUAUCAUCACUAGAAUUUUUUUCCUCCUUUUUUAAUAACAUUAUAAUAUAGUAAUAAUUUUGAAUCAGCUCAAUAAUGUUACAGUUUGUUAGUAGGAAAUUUUUACAGACUGAUUUCAGUCGUUUAAGCAAAAACAAAUUAAUAUACAAACAUAUACUUAGUGUUAUAAUAUCUUUUAAAUGUUUUAGGUUAAUAUUUUAGUAAUAUAAAUAUGAGGAAACUUUAUAGUAUUAGCUGUUUAAUAAAUUUUAACAUGAUGGGUAGUAUUUAUAAAAAUUUGUUGUCGAAAAUCAGGACCAAAGCUAGGGUUUUAUCAGAAUGUUUCUAAUAGUUUUAAUUUCCAGUGGUUUUGUGCUGAUCUUAGAGAUAAACAGUAUUUACAAUCGCUGGUAUAUACCGAGGUUAUGAAACAAUAACAAUUUUGAUAGAUUGCUGGGUCUCUGAUAACCGGUUAUCGAAGAAAGAGAAUAUAAUUUUCAACUGUGCUGUAGUGCACAUCACCCGAUCUAGUGAGGAAAAAAAUACUAUAACUUCAAUUCUUGUGCUGUCACUAGGUAUCGCGAUAUGUGCAUUUCAUAUUCAACAUAUCAUAUUCAACAACUAUUUUUUAAACUAAACUAUCCACACAGUUCUCAGUUAUAAAAAAAUUACUUAGCAGUUGGCAUUUUUAAGUUCUUUAAGUAGGGGCUGGAAUUUUUCGCGAUCGCGAAUUUUGCGAAAAUUCGCGCGAAUUUCGCAUGAAAACGCGAAAAGUAAGUACAUUCGCGAAAACCACAACAUUUCUAUAUUACACUGCGAAUAUAUCCCCGAAAAGUACCAUUACAGUAGAAUCCCGCCGAUGCGAGCCCUCUCUGAUGCGUCCAUUCCGUUUAUACGACCGUUUUUUGAGAAAACAUGAAAAAUUUAAGCAGAGAAAGUCGAAAAUUUGAGUAAAAUCGGCUGAAAAACAAGUCUGUUACACUUUGUUGGGCUCUAUGCGUUCACGUUUAUCUUGGUGAGAGCUGUACUGUAAGCAGCCAGGCAUACAAAAGACGUCUAAAAAUAGAUACCACCCCUCUAGACUGACUGGCCACGCGGCAGUGUCUAGACGAGCUCGGCGCCUCCACUAUCGCACGAAAAGCCGUCUCAGCUGUCAUGUUAUCUUACCCGCCCGGCGGCUUGACGUCAUACGUGACGUGAGCGACGCUUACCUCUCCCAUCCCCUGCUAAUUCUUCAAGGCUCAUCCCUCCCAGAGCCAGAAACCAUGUAAAAACAACCCCCCCCCCCCCCCCUGCUUUUUUUUUAACAGCUAACAUUUCAACACAUUCCCUCCCUUAUUUCAACCUUCUGCGUGAGAAACUGUCAGCGUGUUUUUUUUCUCUCUUUUUUUUUACGCUGCGAAGGGACGUGGAAAAGAUAAUUGCUUUAGCUGUCAAAAUAAACAUCGCUGACGGCAAGGGCGGGAGCGCAUCCUGUCGGUCUGUCGCUGUGAUUAUCUAAUCCAAAAACAUGUCACAGCAUUUCAGGAUAGCAUUGUUCUUAUUUCUUUCGUUUAUAGCCGAAUGUUUUCUACUUGAUCCACACAAGGUUAAAGUAUCCUUUUAACCCAAGUCUUGUGUUUCAGCAUAAUUACCUUAUUUUUACAUAAGCCAUGUUCGUGUACGGUUUUGAUGCUCAAAAUUGAUCUGGGGUAUAGUUCACACUAAGUUUCUUCUCAUUUGUGCGCUGGGGUUUGUUCAAGUGGCAACCCCGUGUUCCUCCACUCCAUUAAAUACGAGCAUAUCAGUAUCAGAAACAUGGGUUUUAUUGUACUGACAAUAGCACAGUGAUGUGCAAAUUUUGCAACUGUAAAGUUUCAUGGGAUAGAAAAGAUUUCAUUGACAAACACCUAAAGUCGGCUAAGCAUGUGGCAUUGGCAGCCAAAAUAAAAAAAAAAAAUAAAAAAAAAUUGUAGUUGCAAACAUCUAUAGCAACGUGUCUGUUUUGUGUAACUGUUUUGGAUUUAAUUGGCUGUUAUUAUGCAUAUUAGCCUAUUCCUAGUAUACAUGGAUUGUUUAUUAAAUAUGUAAACUAUUAUAUUCAAUAACUGCACAAUUUAGUCAACAUUUAAAAUACCGGUAAAAUUUCCAUUGCAUAACGAAAAUACCGACUUUAAACCACCGCUUUUCUAAUUUGAAAGUACCGCUUUUUGCAUAUUGAAAACACCGAAAUUUUCCAGGCCCUAUCUUUAAGUAAUAGCAAAUUUUCAAAGUAACAUUCUAUAUAAGAGUUCUCUGUUCACAAUCAAAAUAAACUGUUUUCUGCUCGCGAUCGACGUAAACCGUUCUUUGCUCACGGACGACAUUUUAACCAAUUCUCAGCUAUUUGACAAUUAUCAGGAGAUGGCAGUGAUUCAAUAUUUUGUAAUUGUUUGGUUUUAACAGAUUAACUAAGGUUGUUUUAUGUGUACAUCAAUAGGCUAUACGCUAUAACAUCUGCAUGUCAAAGUUAAGCAGAACAUGAGCUAAAUUAAAUAAAAAAUGUCAUUCAUUCAGUACGCAUUUCUUUGUAUUAUGCAAAUACAUAAUGUGCUUGGAUAAAAUUAUAUACAAUUACGUCUGUAACCGCAGCAAAUUAUUAUUUUAGAUAACAAAAAGGAAAAUUACAAUGUCAGUAUUAAAAUUAGACCAUAAUUUUAAUGGUCAUAAUGAUUUUUUUGGUUGCUCUUUGCAAUUGGAAUAGCAAAUUAUUAAAAACAGACCUUCAUACCCAAUAACUGAUAAUUUUAACUAUCUAAAUAACCAGUUAUUCAAUCGGAAAAAUAACUACCAUAUCUGAAAGUAACCAUUUCACUCAUUCCUAGCUGCUAUCUACGUUUGAUGGUGGCGAGCAACGUUUACGAUUCUGGCAGCUAAUUCUAGCAGCAUAUGCAGAAACGUAUGCGAUUCACUUCCAGAAACUUUGGUAUUUGAAAAGCGAAUAUUUUAUUCAUCAGUUUACUUAUCAUGCUCAUCAUUAUUUUAAAGAAUUCUACAUUAAAUUUAGUGCCCAAGUUUCAUGUUAUAAGUUUAUUUGCAACAUGAACAACAUGAGAAGACAUGAAUUAGCUCGCUACCAAGGUUAGAUGUUUACACAUCACUGGAGAGUAAUGAAAGACUCACAUUUGUUUUUUACAGACUGCAUGAACUGCAUAAAACAUAACUGAUCGAAAAAGCAAAAGUUCUUUAAAAUAUGUUUCUUAUAACUAAUAUUUUUAAAGUAUCAUUAUUUGGUUCAGUCUCAAAUUUUUUUUAUGUAAAAUGCUUUAAAAAGCAGUAAAUAAAAAAGGAAACAAGACAGAAUAAUAGAAUACUGUAAAGCAUAAAAGUAAUCUCUAAGAAGUUCAUCAUGUUAUACUAAGUUAUAUACGUCUGUACUUAGUGUUGAUUGCAAGGCAUAUUUCACAGGUGACAAUAUGUGACAAGAGAGUUUUAUAAUAAUACUAAUAGCAUUUGCAUGUACUCAUGUUAUGUCAGCAUUUUCUUCUGUGGCUUGUACAGAACUGUCAUUCAUAUGAUGUUUGCCUUGCCUAAGCAAACUGUUUGUGGUGCAUCACAUAAAAUUUAAUUUUAUUUUGCUGCAAUGCACAGUAGAGUUUGCAUUUAAAAUGUUCAAAUGAGAGUAGCCUUAUCACUGAUUAUUGACAUGACUGCAUGUGAUUACAAUACUGUACGGUAGUAAAGGUAUGUCUCCAUUCAAGUACAAUGCCAGUAUUCAUUCCACUAUAGCCAUCAAACUAGAUCUAAUGUUACUUACAUGAUCAUCUUUGUUAUGAACUCUACGUUAAUAUUUCCAGUAAAAUGAUGAACCCACUUUUUAAAUGCAAUGGCAGUUAAAUUAAAAAUCAAACAACCUUUAUAAAAAUGUUAACCAAAUAUGUUGCUCUAAAAUAAAUUUUAACCAAUGUUUAAUUUUUUAUUUUAUGUUUUGGAACACAGCCGCUGAUGUGGGACCACUUCUGGAGACUGAAUUAAAUAUUCUGUGCUACCAAUAACUUGUAUCCCUUUAGUGAUCAUAUUGCUGGAGAGCAUACAAACAGCUUUCUCUCAGGUGUCACCUCUUUGUAGUUGUGGACUGUUAAAUAUUAAUUUAUAUUCUGUUAUUUUUUACAAUACACAGGUAACUGCUGCUAUGAGAUGGCCCUAACAGCUUCUCUUGUUUAUGCUGUUACUAAAUUUGAAUUUUUUCUGGCGCUUAGCCUAAAGAUUUAUCUUCAUUGAUAAAUUAAUGGUUUGGCUAAUCAAAUUCUUUUUUUUUUUUAAUGAUCAACCUUCAAUCCAAAACCAUUGUGCUAUCUGAAAGAAAGAAACCUUCCCAAUAAAUGUAUUGCUUAUCCAUCAUCAUGUUUACCCAACUAUGUGAAGUUACCGGAUUUUAGCCACAGCUAAAUUUUGUAUACUAAUGCCUCCAUAAUUCUGACUUUGUUUAUUUAGUUUACAAAAAACAUGCAUGUUUUAGAAAAAACAUCUUUCUCUUGUAAUUUAUUGGUCAGGUAUUAUUUUAGGAAGAAUUGAGUUUAAUUUAAUUAUUUUGGUGCAAACUAAUGCUGUAACAUUUUUUCUGUCCACUCCUGGUAUUAUUUUUAAUCUAUAAUGGUUAGGGGAAAUCUUAUUUCCUUAAAUUUUAGUUGAUUAUUUGAGGUUGUAUUUUAAACAUUGAGGUUCCCACACCAAUACAAACUGUGGGUGUGUGGUUGUCAUAAAAAAUGAUUAAUAAUUAUUAAUGAAUAAAGCCGAAGCCAAUGUCAGACAUGCAGUUGUCAUCAAAUUACUUAUUUGGCAGAGUUAGUAUAACCAACAUGAUGCUGUGUUAAAUUUGGAGCUAGAGAAGUAUAGCUAAAGUUAACCUCAACAUAAUUAAAAAGGUCAUUACUAAUGUCCCUUCUAAUUAAAACCAGUAAAUAAAAAAAAACCUUGCAUUUAGUUCGAAAUAAAAUAUUAUGUCUGGCAAAUUAGCACACCAUAAAAAAAGUCAGUGCAUUUUAGGAAAUAACAUGUGAGCAAGUCUUUCAGUAGUCACUAGCGAUGUGUAAACCUCUAACCUCUGUAACGAGCAAAUUCAUGUGUUCUAAUGUUGCAAACAAACUUAUAAUACGAAACUCAUAUUCAAAAUUUAACAUUGAAUUAUUUAAAAUAAUGCAGAGCAUAAUAAAUAUCCUAAUAAAUAAAAUAAUAACUUUUCAAAUACCAACAUUUCUGGAUGCGAAUCACACACAUACAUUCUGCACUUACAGCUAGAAUUCACUGCCUAAAUAAUAAAUGUUGCUUGCAACCAUCAUGUGCAGAUGACAGCAGGAAACAGACGUAUAUUUUUAACUAAUAGAAGUAGCUCCGAUAAAGACGAAAAAGACUAAAAAAUUCUAAACCCCGGUUUUGAACCUAAUUUUUGAAAAGGAAUUUUAUAAAAAUACUGCCCAUCUUGUUAAAAUUCACUAAACAGUUCAUAAUAUAAAGUUUUCGCACACUAGAAGUUAUACUUCUAGGGCAUUACUAAAACAUCAACUUAAAACAUUUUAAAACAUAUGUAUUAUAACACUAAGUAUAAUUUUGUACAUUUGUUUUGGCUUAAAAAGACUUAAAUCAGUUUGCAAAAACUUACUACAAACAAACCUUAAACGUAUUAAACUCAUUCAUUAUUAUAUGUUAAUAAAAAAGUAAAAAAAAAAAUUCAGUGACGAGGUUUGAACCAUGUCAAAAAUAUCCCCUUGAGCUAUACGAGCGCACGCUCUACCGUUGUGCUCCAGGGUCUAUUGGGAUUUUGCAAGGAGAAUAUGUAUUAUAAUCAUUGUAAUACCAGUUUUCUUACGUAUUUUAAAACUUGUAAUCAUAUUUUUCUAUGACUAUUUUAGUUUACAAAUAUAUUACAGGGUAGUUUCACUAUCAUAAAGUUUAAUUUGGCACACCAAUACAUAUAGUAUGUCCCCUAAUGUUUACCAAAGUGACUACAUAUGGAUUUAUAUUGCUACACUUGGGUCCGCCAUCGUGACGACUUCGGCACCAUGGUUACUUCCAUUCCAUUCAAAAUAUUACUCCUACCAAAUGCCGUACACAGAGAGCUAAGAUGUUUACACUUUAAAAAGAAGUUUGUGUAGUUAAUGGGAAGUGAGAAUCAGGGAAUGUAAAGUCGAGGUUCUGCUGCAGCAAUAGGUAUUCAUGUUUUACUACCCAGCAAGAAAUAUGAGGUUGAUGAAUAAAAGCGGUUCUUUGCGGCCAUAUCACGAGGACAGAUCAUAUUCUCAAGCUCUGAAAAGUAGUUUGUAGUUAAACGUUUUCUUGGGUACCUACCUCUUUCUGUGAGGCAUGACAGUAGCAUAACCUUGCUCUUAUCCACAUUCGAAAGACAACCUGAAAAAAAUUAGGUCACUUUUAAUGACAUAGAGACAUCAUUCUUAGUUUUGUUUUUAGGUAAAUUUUGUAUUUAAAAUUGAUAAUUUCCAUGUGGUUUUAUUUUCAUUUUUAUAAGUGAUGUUUAUUUAUGACAGUAUAUAUGACAGUUGUUUUAUGACAAUAUAUAAUAUGCCUGACAACAUAUUUCUUAAUUCUUUUUUCACAAAAAACAGUAAGUUUCAUUCUGAGUAUGGUAGUUUUUAAAGUUGAUUAUUGGUUACAUGAAUGCCUGAGGUAAACUUACUAACAAAAAAUAAAUUAUCAAGUGUUUUUGUGUUUUAAGUACACAAAAUAAUAUAUAAUGUAAAAAUAAAAUAAUAUCAAUCGGGGAACAAUUAGUUUAACAAUCCACUAAAUACUGCAUACACUCAAACAAUGUCAUUCAUUACAUUUUGGAAUGCUUUUGUUUAAAUUCAGUUUUAUUCCAUGAAUCAACUCGCAUUCCAAUGUUAUUUCGGUUUAAUCACAAUCAUCCAACAAUUCUUGUCCCUAUUAAUAUGAAGCACAGAAAAACGAGACUCUUAUAAAAUAAAGGUGACAGAUACAGAUAGGACAAGGUUGUAAGAGUUAAUACAAGGGUAAGAAACAGGCUCAAGCCAGUCAACACAUUUUAAAAAUGGUCCUUUCCCAUCCUCUUUAAUGCAACAGAAGCACAAGUACAACUGAAUGUAUGAACUCCACCAACAGUGACAUACGUGCAUUCAAGUAAGAUGACCUGUUGUUAAAGACAAGUAAUGGCUUAAAACUCUUCAAACUAGCAAACAUUUUUAGUCUCAUAUGCUUUAAAAAACUGUAUCAUGCAAACCUACAUCCCUGACUUUAUUUACUGCUUAUUCAAUCAGUACCAUUUAACUUAACAUAUUGUAUAAAAAUAUAAGUCUGAAUCCAGAAACUGUAAAAAAAAAAUCACACGUAUCUACAGGUCGAAAAUAUAACGUAAUGUUGUAUUUCGUCAAAGACAUAGUAUUAUUGGUCAUGUCUUAUUUGUUUCAGUCUCCACAAACAUGGAUGUGUUGAUAUUGCUCUAUGUAUUUCAGGUGGCUACAAAAUACUGCAAUUAAUUUUUAAUGUCGACACUGCUUGCAAUUGGUUUUUUGAUUAGUUUGUAUAUCACUGACAUUAUUAUUUUCCAAGACAUGUAAACUAGUUAAAAGAAUGUGUACUAACUGUUAGCAUGACUUAAGUAAAAUACAGGCUUAAAAUUUAAUUAUAUAUAUAGUGUCUACAAAAUUACAAAAAUUUAUUAUAUAAUUAAGUUUUAUAAUUAAGUUUUUUUCCCUAAAAAAGUACAAUGAUCAGUCAGAGGAAACAUCACAAACCUUACCCAGUUCCUUAAUGUAGUCUGAUGACCAGUCCACAACUGCAGCUCACCUGGGCAUCAGAUUAAAGCAAGUUUAGAAGGUUUUGUUUGUGGGAUAAUUUUGCAGCAUUGUAAAAAUUUAAAAAAAAAAUUAAUUUAAUAGUGUUGAGAGCCAUUUGUAUGAUUAAAUUUCCAUUUCAUUAUUUUAGCUAUCAUGAAAUCUUUCCAAGCAGGGAAAAAAAAAAAUAUUGACAUACUUAAUUCUACUAGCCAAUUCAUUCAAAUUUCCCACUGAGAAUGUUUCUUCAGCAGUGAACCUUUUCAUUUUUUUUUUAUGAGUACUGUUGUAAUUAUAAAAUAAAAAAAUCUAAUAUUUCUCCUAAACUAUCUUUUUGAUGAGGCCUUCUGAUCAAACACACUCCUUAAGUUUUUAGUACAUACAUAUUCUCCUCAGACAAGGGUAAGGCUCAGAUGAUAUUUGGCAGUGAAAAAGUAUAAAUUUGCAAUACCUCUACUCAGGGACUAAUUUUGUUCACAAAAAAUGACAACUUAAUCCAUAAAAUUGUACUUGAUACCUAAUAAAAUUAAUAAAAUUACAAUUUACCAAAUUAAAUAUUGUAAAUUAAUUACUGCAAUUUUUGGUUUAUAAUAUAUUUACAAAUACAUGUGUACUUCGAAAUGAAAUAAUAGUUUAGAAUAACUUUUUCGGGCAUUUCAUAAAUAAUAACUUAAAAAGAUAUCAACUAGUGAAUCUUUGAAAAAUUUACAUGAAACCAAUUCAUAAAUAAAAUGUACUUAAUGCACAGAAUGUUGUUAUGAGUGCAAAACAAAUAAUGACUGCAUCUAAAUUGGCACAUAAUAAUUACAAAUACUACCUAUAUAAAUAAAUGGAAAAAUCCUAAUCCUAGGCCCAAGAAAUUCUGUUAACUGAAUCCUAAACCAAGUAGAAACAGACACUUUAUCUAGAACAAAAUUUCACUAUCCUUCAGGAUCCGGAACACAUUCUGCAGUGUUUUUGGUGAAAUUCAAACACUAUUUUACUACCAGAACUGGAAGGAGCUUUUUUGAUAUGUUGUGUCCGGGAAACAAUUAUCUAAAAUUGUAUACAUCAUAAACUAAAGAUUAUUUAAUAUCUUGUUUAACUGCAUUUUUGAAUUGCCUGGUGAAAUGUGUUUAAAAAAAUUCAUAAAUCAAAAACUAAAAGGAGGCAUUCAGAACUCAGAAAGCACAGUCCAUGGGUCUCUCCACGAUUAACUUAGUUUAUUUGAAGUCUCCAUUUCUUGUAGGUGGUUCCAUCCCAAAAUCUGAACACUAUGCAAAAUUUAGGAGCAUAGAAUUAUUAGGAUACAAAAAUAAUUGGAACGUCCUGUCAUAUUUAAAUGUUUCUAUGCAUAUUAAUGCAAUAUCAAAACCCAAAUUUUUUAACUACUAACCCCUCAUUGCUGUAGACUUACUAAAGGGGCCAUAUUCAAGGACAAUAACAAUAACACAAUAUGAAGUGACUUUAGUCAAGUUACUAGCAACUGCAGAUUUAGAAAGCUGGGUUUAUCCAGCUGAGUCAGCCACUAGCAUAGCUUUUAUAAGAGAAAGUGAGCAUGACACAACACGUGAUAUGUGUUUCCAGAAGGGUGCAGAAGACAGAAUCACCAGACAGUGCAUGCAUAUAACCACAAUGGAGAGAAGUACAUUAUAUAGGUACUUCAUGCAAAAAUCAUUAAAAGCUAGUUAAAUAGUUGAUUUUUGAUGACUAAACAUGCACUUUAUUCUGAAGCCAAAUUAAGCUACUAUAAGAAGAUUAUCAGUCCAAAAUAGUGUCUUGGAGUUGUAAAAUUAAGUUACCAGUAGAAUUACAUUUAGAGUGUAGGGCACUAUUUUAAUUUUACUAAUUUUUGCUGAUUCAUAGAAAAAAGUAUGUUGGCAACUUUGAAUGUCAGUUAAACCACUCUCAUCCCUACUGUCUGAGUGAUUCUGUUUCCUGCUACCCCCUUCAUUACCCACAGUAUGCAAGAGUUUGUAUUAUACAUGAAAGACUGAUUAGUUUGUUUAUAAUAUUGUACAUGUGUUCAUGUUAUGUAAUUAUAUGUGUGUACUUAUCAAACAAUAAAAGUGAAGCUUGAAAUCACUUAAAAUUGCAGCAGUAAAUAAAUAUUGACACAACAAGCCAUGUUCUUUCAUGUAAAAAAAAAACCACACAGAGUUGCUUCCUAUAACUAGGUCACCAGUGACUACCUGGAAAGUAAAAAAUUAGUGAAAUAAUGCAUUUCCCCACAAUAAUAUCACUUGUGUUGGGAUUCUGCAGCACACUGCAAAAAGCAAGUGAUAUGAGUACAUAUAAAUGGUGAUAUUUAUAAUAUAUUUGAAAUUUUGUAACACGUUUGAUAAUUAUGUGUUUUCUGUUUUGUGUUAAUCUACGGAAACAAGGUUGUUACGACAAUGAAGACUGGGUCCUACGUGCCUUUUUUUCCCUGUAAAAUCAAUUUUUUUUAUUGUGCCAGGUUUUUUUUGCAAAGUGUUUAGUGAUGAAAAAAAAAUUGAUUUUGAUAACAGUGUAGGUAUUUACUAUUUAUUAUGAAAUUGGAGUAGUUUUUUACAGAUUUAGAUUCAUGAAAUAAAUAUGUGUAGAAAAAAAGUUUUUAAAUGCAAAGAGGAACAAAAACAAGCAAAAAAUAUUCUACUGAGCUAAGUUAAGAUUUUUUUACAGUAAUUACCAUAAUCCAGACAAUAUAAACAUGUUUUAUAUUUUUUAAGGGGCCAGUUUUAGUCAGUUACUAUAGGCCAAAUAGUAACAAUAUAACACUGUAAUUAUUAACUACAUUUAAUGUCCCUUUUAUUCCUAUAUGUUUAACUUCUCAUGUCUUCAUGAUGAGUGAGAUAUGGUAGUUUCCUCAAAUACAAAUAGUUCAAGUAAUAAUUUUCUUGAUUACAUUUAUUUUUAAAGUUUAAAUAUUUCUUAAAUGCUUCAAGUUAUAUUCACAUAUUAUCUAAACCAGCAUAAAUCAAUGAGAGGCGUUACAAGAAGUCUCAAAAAUAACAGAUACAAAUAACUUUCAUAAGAGUGCAGUAUUGAUUACCCAUCUUGCAUAGUCGCAAGACUUUGCAGGUGUACCUGCGAUACAUUAGUUAAAGAAACGCUGCAGUCACUUUAAAGAUUGGUAAACAAUUAUGAGUACUAAAUGAUAACAAUAAUAUCUAUCACACAAUUUUCCAUUAUUAAUUUCUUGGACAGAAUUGAAAUGAAUUUGAUUUAUCUCCAGAGGAUCAUUCUUGCAUAUUUUCACUUUCAGUGGCAUUAGAAUACUCAGAUGACAAAUAAAAAUCAUGAAAACUUUUUCAACAGUGCAUGAUCAAUAUUUUCAGCACUUGUAGCAAACUUGCACAUAGUUUUGUAAAGCAUUGAAUGCAGUCGUGUUUAAGUGACAGUAAAAUAUUAAUAUUAAAUGUGCAUCCACACUUUAAUAAAAAAAAUUAUUACUGUGCUCCUCAUAACACACACUGAAAACAGCAGAAUGAAUCUCGGAGGAGAUUGUAUUCUUAGUUGGUUUUCCCCAAUGACUAUCUUAAGUUUAUCCUAUGCCAAACACAGGAUGUCUGGAUUCAUUUGGAUAAAAAAUCACAUUUUUCAUUUUUAUAACAAAAAGCAGCUGUUGAACAUAUUGUUUUGCCUCAUUGCCCCUUACGUUUUUGAGUACCUACUUAGUACUUAUAACAUCUAGAUUGUAGCCUAUUAUAGCCAGUCACUAAAUGCUUCUUGACUUCUAGGUGAGGUAACCGCCAUAAAAAUGGUGUGUCUGAUGUUUCGGCAUUCCUUCUUGCAACCACCUUCACAGGCGAUUUUCAUGCAUGUAGCCUCAGACAAAAAAAAAUAUGCAAUUCCAGUUAAACUAUUUAUUGACGUAGAACUUCUUUGGGUCCAAUGAGAGUAAAAUUUCAAGGUCAAAUUUUAAUCCAACAUUUUUGUGAAACAUUGUUGUGAAAUGUUUCUGACCCGAAAAGGACAGAAAAUAGGUACUUGGCCAAAGAGAUAUAGAGCGAGCACUAUGCUAUAUACAUUGCUGGGCUCCUUUUCGUUCUCAUCUCUGUGUGAUGAUUUAGCCCCUGCCUAAAAAAAAUAUAACCGAGAGAGAUAGAUGAAUGAAAGAAUAAUACAGAGUAUGUGCGCAUGCACUUGUUUCAGAAAAUAGAUAUAGGUAUCCUAUAGUCAGCUAUGAGUGCCUUGAAUUUUAUAUUCGCUACCAGCGCGCUCGCGUUCCUCCUUGUUCAACCAGCAGUGUAGAGCGCGCUGUUGAGAGUCCCUGCAUUUCCCGUAUAGAUAGCACUAUCUGUUGUGAAUUUCAUAUUUUGUUCAGAGAUGUUGGCAUGUUCCAAAUGGCAGAAUUUUUUAAGAAACAGUAAUAUUUGUUAAUUAAUCAUUGUUUAUUGAUUAAUAAUCAUUGAUAUCCUGAGCAGUUAUUUUAAAGUGAGUAAUAAUUUGUUAAUUCAUAUUUAUUUAUAAAAUUGUUUUCCUUCUCUCUUUCUCUUUGCCGUUUUACCCCUUACAAUAUACUUAUGAGUCAAGGUUUGAAUUUCCAAAGUAGUUUCACUUCUAUCACGUGUACUUUUUUUUAUGUAGAUGAACAGGUGCUUAACCAACUGUUGAGUUCACAGUUCCAUUAGUGACCACGCACACACUAGACAACACCCAUGAUGAAAGAGUUGGUGUCUGAAUUAUGGUAAUUUUUGUAAAGAAAACUUCAUAAAAUUUUUAUAAUAGUGUUGAUGAUACGUAUGAUACCAUGAGUAAACCAAUUAAUUUUGGUUAUAAUAUAAAUACAUGAAAUAUUUAAUACAAAUGUAUUGCCAUGUAGUAAAUAAUUGCCUAUUGUUUGUUAUAUUUGGUGAGUAAAAUUAACUGUUAUUUCCAACACAGAACAUGAUGACUGUACUGCACCUAAAGAAAUUUACGGUCUAUGGUAGGUAGUCUUUAACUUUAAACUCGACAUUUGGGUUGGUAAAAUUUUAUCUCAUUCUGUGGUGCUUUGUAAAUGUGCAGCACUUGAGUAAUUUAUCACAACUGCCUCCUCGGUUAGAUCCAGGAAGUUAUCCUCCAGCAUUUUUUGUGCAGUGCAUUCACCAUGAUGCGUUUGAUGUCGAGUCAGCACCAACGUAAAUGUAGUCCAUGCACUUAACACUUGAGUAGAAAUGAUUAUUUGUAAAUAUAAUAAUCCUUCGGCCAGUGAAAUCACCUAGUAACACUCUAUGUGGAUUCCCAUUUUAUAAACUUCUGUAAAGAUAACAGGUUAAAUCACUUCGAUCUUGAUGUAACUACUUAUGUAUCCAGUGUUCCAAUUCAGUGCUUUUAAGGUUAAAAUGUUGCAGAUUUGAAUGACCAAAAAAAGAUUCCUUCUCUAGCAAAGAAUUUUUAGUAAUUGUUUACUGUCAAGAAUGUAGUUAAGAUUGUGCAAUUCUUAAAACUACCCUUCAAAUUAUACUGUAAGCAUUUUCAUUUGAUCUCACAUAUGUGAUUUGUUAACCUUACUGAGACUGCAAAAUGCCCUAAUAAUCCAAUAAAUUAUGAUCAUAAGCAAGGACCACCACAUUUAAGUUUUUUCACUGGUAUUUCUCACUGCUUUUGUAUUUUCACAUUGGAUUUUUGCACCGCUUUUUAAUUAUUUUAACACCGCUUUUAGUCAGUUAAUUUACAGUUUUAUGGGGUCCUUACCUGCUAAUAGUUGUACACAAUAAUAAUGUUCAACAGAGAAGCCUGGUAGGCACAUGCUCUAGAAUCUGCAAGCUAUGACAGCCGUUUUUACAGUCAGGUUUUAAUAUAAAAAUAAUUACUUAACAAUAUUGUGGCAUUUAUUGCUUCCUACUCUUUAGGAAACUUUUUAAAACCAAAUUGGGGAGCAGGGAGAAUACACCAGAAUACAACUAAUCGUACACAAGUUUCAUUGACGCUAAUACUAGUUUUAAACGCAAAAAUUUUAUUUUUUAAAAAUUCUACUGUCUUGUAGCAAUCAUUUUAUGAUGAUAAGGUGAUCAACUAGUAAUGGUUAAAAUCAACCUCUAUGUUUGCAUUGAGUAAAAAGGUUAGGAAAAGCUGACACAGUUAAAAUGACCUAUAGUGUUAUUUCAUUCACAAACAAUAUGAUAGAUGAUUAGUUUUAUUUUACAAUCUCAUAUGAAGACUUAUAAAAUAAAAAAUAUUUUAAUUUCUUUCUUACUGCUUACUUAGUUUUGAAUGCAAAUGGUGAGGACAAAAGAAGUGCACAACAAACAUUUUUGGUGAUAAUAUAGAAGAGUCUAAAUUAACAUUUAAUGUGGACCGGGACAAACUCGGAUAACAAAAAUAUAGGAUAACACAGACAUAAUUGGAAAAUCGUCACGGUUUUCUGUUGGCCCAGUGGUAUCAUUUUUUGGGGUUAUGUUUUUCCAGGUUUUCUUCGGUGCUGAUUCUUUCACGUCACUCAUGAUUCGCCCAACCAGUACGUAACAUAUUUGAGGUAAAUUUUUUUAGACUUUUAGCAACAUUUAGAUCAUUUAUUAGAUCCUCAAGCAAAUUUUUUACAGUCUUUGCUGACAAUGGUGCUUAGGUUGGCUCAGAUAAUAUAGAAGCUUGGUUGAUCAAGACUCUACUGUGCUACAUAUUGAAAUAGUAUAAAAUGUUCUUCUUGAUAACCCACAAUCAACUUUUCUUGGUCAGUCAAAUGAACAAUCUGAAAUAUUUUCUUUUGUUUAAUAAUAGAUAAUGUGGCUUGAAAAAAAAUUGUUUCAUACUGAAACUUAUCAAUAUAUAAUGUUAAAGAUUGUAUGAAGCAUAAAUUGGUGUGCUUAUAAGGUAAAACCAUUGUUUUGAGUAAAAAAAAAAAAAAAGUGCUAAUGCAAAAAGACCCAAUCUGCAUUAGUUAGUUUUACAUUAUUUUUUUAUAAAACAGUUUUGAGUAACCUAUCAUCAAAGAGAAAAAUUAUGUUUUAUGGCAUUUUCAAAAUUGAAAAAUCAUUAAAUUCCAAUUAUAUUGUCAAAUAUGAAAGAAAAUUUCCUAUCAAAACCUCAAAUAUUUGUACAAUAUUAUUAUCAAAUGUUUUUUCUGUGUACUAUGUAUAAUAAACAGUUAUGUAAUGUGUACUAGAAACAAUAAAACAAAAA
Messenger RNA from Bacillus rossius redtenbacheri, 18889 nucleotides. RefSeq names its product protein tincar (gene tinc). NCBI's taxonomy places the organism in Eukaryota, Metazoa, Arthropoda, Insecta, Phasmatodea, Bacillidae. The coding region runs from base 1 to 3249 and encodes 1082 amino acids. The transcript is spliced from 10 exons. The record is from RefSeq and is a predicted model, not a curated record.